Postia placenta MAD-698-R-SB12 is the source of this 486-nucleotide messenger RNA. RefSeq lists its product as hypothetical. The annotation marks the transcript as partial. The transcript has 4 exons. Lineage: Eukaryota; Fungi; Basidiomycota; Agaricomycetes; Polyporales; Adustoporiaceae. Gene Ontology annotation, molecular function: 4 iron, 4 sulfur cluster binding. Gene Ontology annotation, cellular component: cytosolic [4Fe-4S] assembly targeting complex. Gene Ontology annotation, biological process: iron-sulfur cluster assembly. The record is from RefSeq and is a predicted model, not a curated record.
AUGGCCUUCUCUGGUGCUCUGACGUUGACCGAUCUGAACGACUUCAUUACUCCUGCGCAAGCGUGCAUUAAGCCGGUCGAGCAGACGAACAAGGCGGAACCCAAGGACCCGGGAGCAGCGUCUACACAAAUUCAGGUGGACUCGAGCGGGUCGUACUAUGAGAUAUCUGCGAGCGGCGCAGGCUCGCAGCCGGCGGGGAAGAAGCUCGAGACGGCCCAGAUCAGCCUGAACGACUGUCUCGCCUGCAGCGGCUGCAUCACCUCCGCCGAGUCCGUCCUGAUCACCAUGCAGUCGCACACAGAGGUGCUGAACGCCCUGCGCGGCAACCCGGAGAAGGGCGCGCCGGCGCACCGCACCCCGGUGCUGUCCAUCGCCCCACAGAGCCUCGCGUCCCUCGCGGCCGCCGUGUCCUCCUCCAGCGCGCGCCCGGCCGACCCCGCGCGCGUGCUCCGGCGCGUGGCGGCGUUCUGCAGGGACGCGCUGGGG